AUGAGAUUAUCGAAUAUUAUUCUGCUUUAUGUACUCAAAUCUAAUUGUAUUAAGGUGUUUUCACGUGUAUUUCUGCCUGACAGAAGUCAAAUCUCUCUGAGAAAAGUUAAUCAACAAAUUAACUCAUUUCUUAGUUCAACUGCUUUUAAUACAUGUGAAAAGAGAAAUUCUACGUUGGUCACUUUAAUUUAUGAACCAUAUGCUACACAAGAUCCAUGGCAUUCAGGAAUUCCACCACCACCAGAAUCUGGUCCUUUAGGUUGUCGUACAUGGUCUAGUUUAUUUGUAGAUCAAACUUUACAACCAAUUAUUAUUGAUGUACGUAGUCCUAGUGAAUUCUACAGGGAUCAUAUUUAUGGAGCAAUCAAUAUCCCUGUUUUAAGCGAUGAAGAACGAGCAUUUGUUGGUCGUUUGUACAAUCAAGGUGAUCGUGUUCAUGCUCGACUUCAUGGUGCAUCUAUGGUUUGCGCAAAUAUUAGUCGUUGUUUAAAGCAACUUGCUGAUCAAUACGCUUCACAAUUGAACAAUCUACCUGAUUCUGAUAAUCAGAUUGUUAAGAAAAGAGAAAACACAACUUAUCCUAGCUUUAUCAUUUAUUGUUGGCGUGGUGGUCAGAGAUCUGCUUCUCUAGCGACUAUAUUAUCUGAGACUGGUUGGCCUGGAGAUAUUUAUAGACUUUUUGGUGGUUAUCGGUCAUGGCGUAGACUGUUAGUACGACAGUUAGAUGCAUGGCCUCGUUGGUGUAUGACUAAUCCAUUUUGGGUAAUUUCUGGUUUGACUGGCUCGGGAAAAUCUUUAAUUCUUCAAGAACUUCAUGACUACGGUGAAACUGUAUUAGAUUUAGAAUCUUUAGCUAUGCAUAGAGGUUCAUUGUUUGGAGGUGGUAAUCUAAUUCAUCCGGCUAUCUAUCAAUCGGUAAAUACUAAAAGUGAUAAUGAUUAUAUUCCUGUCAAUUGUAUUACACAAAAAAGCUUUGAAACACGUCUUCAUCAUACAUUAAUGAAAAAUAAAGAUAAAUUUAUAUCAUCUAAAAAUAUUAUAUGGCUUGAAUGUGAAUCACGAAAUAUUGGACCAAUAUGUCAAUUAUCUGAUGGUUUUUGGUCAAGAUUAAGAUCAACUGAACCAAAUGUUGGAACGUAUAGAAUAUGGAUUGAUAUUGAAGAAGAAGCAAGAGUUGCUUGGAUUUUAGAAAAUUAUACUGAAGCUACUCAAAAUAUUCCUCAAGUAAUACACAUUUUGAAAAGGCUUCAGAAAUAUCAUUCCGAGAAACAAGUUAACCAGUGGAUUGAAAUGGUUAAUCGUGGAGAUUUUACUAGUGUUGUAAUAGGAUUACUUAGACAGCAUUAUGAUCCAUUGUAUAAGAAAAGUCUUCGUCAAGUAAUCCAUAAUGCAAAAAUGUCUGGUUUAUUUCAUCGUAUCCACCUUGAUAGUGUAGAUAAAGUGACUAUACGUAAAAAUAUAUUACCGCAGAUAUUGGAUUUAGCGUAUUCAACAAGUUAUCCAGGUUCUCAACAUUCUCCGUUAAAUCAAUAUCGUUAUCAUGCUGGCAUUUAA
Heterobilharzia americana is the source of this 1554-nucleotide messenger RNA. NCBI's taxonomy places the organism in Eukaryota, Metazoa, Platyhelminthes, Trematoda, Strigeidida, Schistosomatidae. The record is from the annotation of a GenBank genome assembly.